This is a messenger RNA of Naegleria lovaniensis, 1419 nucleotides long. RefSeq lists its product as uncharacterized. The coding region runs from base 1 to 1419 and encodes 472 amino acids. Lineage: Eukaryota; Heterolobosea; Eutetramitea; Acrasida; Naegleriidae. The record is from RefSeq and is a predicted model, not a curated record. Gene Ontology annotation, molecular function: toxic substance binding. The transcript has 4 exons.
AUGCAUCAACUGCAGCCCGAUAAGAAAAGGCUUUGCUUUGAGGUAUCACCUGUUUGGACCAUUGUAUUCUUAUUCAUUGUUAUGGGCUUGAUCUUUUUUGCCAUAGCGAUCGGAGGAAUAUUUGGACCAGAUUCAAUAGAAAUUGUAAAAGCAACGGAUAGCCAAGGAAAGGAAGAAAUAUUAGAAUUUUCUCCCGAAGUAUGGAAAGCCACUCUCCAAGGCCAAGAAAUUUCAGGAACGUUUGACGACCUCAGCGUUUUUAAUGAUGAAAUUCUUUUUACUGUCGUGUUUUUCAAAAAUUCUAGUCUUCAAUCAUUCGGAUUUCAGGAUAUGAUGGAAAUGAACAUUGGUGUCAUGGGAACCAAUGACGAUCGAAAUUGGGUCGAGGUUGCACCAUCUAACUCUCAUAAGAGAGAAUUAACAUGCCCUCAAGGCUCGGCCACAUGUCAACCAUUGACACUAUUUCAAUUAACAAAAAUUUCCUUCAAAAAGUACAAAGCAACAAUUAAGAUUACAAAUCAAGGCAAACAAGCUGAUAUGGAUCUGUUUGAACCCAAAUUAUUUUUCAGCUAUGCUAGUAUGAAUGAUGCGUUUGUCAAGCUAGAAAUUGCUUUCCGAUAUAUAUUUUUAUUCUUUAAUGUCGCUAUUCUCACUCUGUUCCUGAUCUAUACCAGAUACAAGCAACCAUUCUCGUUAUGGCAUACAGAGCAAAAGUGGAUUGCCUUUGUUCUAUUUUUCUUAAUUCUGUAUAACAAUCCCAUCUACGUACUUCAAUACUUAUCUGACCUGUGGCUCUUUAAUUUAUUGAAUAUUCUCUUCAAGGUUACAUAUAUUGCCAUCUUAUUAUUCAGUUUUUUAGUGUUCACACACUCAAUUUAUACCAAAGAGGAGAACCGUGGCGUAUUUUCAUUCUACUUCCCAAAGGGAAUCCUUGUAGUCACACUCUGGAUUCUAACUGUGGUGUCUUUUAUUUUGGUUAGCGUCACCAAGAAGUAUGAUAUUGCUUAUGCGUUUGAAGAGCUUGCUUAUCACAAUUUUAUUGCUGCUGCCAUUGUCUCUCUAUUGGGAGUAUAUAUUUUACUUCUUCUCUACUAUAUUGUCAGAGGAAUCGGAAUGAUGAAAGAUCUUCCAACAAAAUACUCUGCAAAGUUUAAGGUCGUUUAUGGAGUGACUUUGUUUGUUUUAGUCGUGGCCAUUGCCGCCUCAGUAAUUUCAUACUCGUUUGGUAAGCUCACAUCCUUCUUGUUUUUAGCAACAUUGGCCUUGCUCAAUUUAUGGCCUUUUGCAUUAGCAAUUUUCUUCCUUCCAUCCAAUGAAAAACAUAUUGGAGAAGAUAAGGACGAAAUCAGAAUUCUUCAAGGUGCGGAUGAGGAAGACGAUGAAGAGCUAGUUGUUCAAGAAGAAGAUGAAGAAGAAUAA